AUUAGUCAUUCUCGAGUGGUUACAUUACCCAUUCAGAGAAGACAGCUGAUUUAAAUGCUCCCACACAUAUACACGAUAAAACCACGAUAAAACAUGAUAAAAAUGAAAAUUGUGUAUUUUAUGCAGAUGCUAAUAUUUUGGAUAAACUAGUUGUUUAGUGGUAUUGGGAAGGUGUCGCGAAAAUGUAUGCAUUAUUAUUAAGUGAGACAAAACUCAAUUCCAUACUAUGAAGAAUACAAGCGAACUAUUCGUUUUCUUACUUAUGUCUGUCAUAUACAUUAUUUGGUUGUACUGUCACGAAGAAUACUCCACUAUUCGAAACUCCAACGAAACCGUUCUUUGGGAAGACAACCACCUAUCGGAUGAUCCUAUCAUAUUCUCGAGUCCAAGUUGUCUAGAUGAAGACGGAAAACCCAUCAAGAGAUUAUGUUCCAAUGGCACCUGGAUACCAGAAAUUCCACCUAUUUGCGACAGGAUAUCCACGAAUGUUCUCUGUCCAGAUGAAUUUUAUGAAUAUAACGGAUUAUGCAUCAUCGGAUAUGAGAAGUAUCUCACCAGAAAUUCAGUCAGUAAAUCCAAUAACUUAUUCAGUUCCCUGAAUAACAAAAAUAUCACUAUCUGUAACGAGAAUGCUGAAGUAAGGAGGAAUUCAGAAGCUGUUAAUUGCUGUUAUAUGGUGAACAGUGGGAAAUGGGAAAGAGGAAUGCAUUGUAACGCUACACGAUAUGCUAUAUUACCCUACGAUCUUAGAUUCCAUCUCUGUCCAAAAGAUUGUAUUCAGUCUGAAUUAGGCAAUGAAAAAUGUUUUUGUAAAGUUGUGGACGAUAGCAACAAUAAGCUCGCUGGGGUAGAGACAUUAAUACGACGCGAUAUGCUAGCUAAAUUAGUAGGCAAUGAUAUCUGCCGAGUUAAAGACGAUAUAAAACCUACAGAAAGUAAAUUCAAUACGGUCAUUACUCAUAAUUUCUAUGGAUACACGAACAAUAAUACGAAUUGCUCAAUAAUAGAAGUAGGUGCUUUGGAGAAGAGCCAGAAUCCAAAACCAAAAUUAGUAAUGAAUUUCGAUCAGAAAAAAAGAAAACUCACCCUGAUGAUCGAAAAUCCUGAUGGACUGUCACCGUCGAAAAAAUAUCCGUUGAUUUGCUUAACCAACGCUGGAUUCGAUCCCCUAAGGACGGCGGAUAUCCACAGGAACCGAAUGAAACGAGAAUCGAAGCAUUUUGAAAUUUAUGACGUCAAAUUAGAGAAAUACAUCGGAGAGUACUGGUGCGAAGCAUAUGCCUUAAACUUAAUGAAAUUGAAAUCAAAUGUUGUAUUAGCCUACAAAGAAAGAGGGGGCAAUGAAUUUGCACUCAGAUUGCGAAUCAGAAGGGUAAAGGAUCAUUUUGAUACGGAUCAUGGGAAAAUACGUAGGGAUUCUUUUCAGAAAAAAUUAUCUUCCUAUAUUCAUGAACUAAUAGACGCUGAAGUAAGAUUCAUGAGAAUUUUUAGAUUCGAGCCUCAAAUAGCAGAUGUUUCACUCCAUUUAACUUUCAAAAAGCCUAGAGAUAUUUCAUACGAGUAUAGGGAUGUAGAAAAAAAACUACUGAAAUUGCCAGAUUAUGUGGAUGUCUUGGAUUUAUCUCCAGUAGAAUUCUGUUUACCGGAAACUACUGAUACAAGAGAAACUUCAAGCGAAUUGCAUUGGGAUCUAACAAGAAUCUGGGAAAGAAGAAUACCAAGGCAGCUUUGCUACCAAGAUAACGGAAUUCCUGUAUCCCGGAUAUGUGAAGGAAAUUUCAUCAUAGGCGCUUCAUGGUCCGAUCCAACUGGAAAAUGUUCAGAUAGGAUACAAGUACCCGAUUUAACUAAAUAUUUGCAUGAAAGUCUAUACACGAAUAUCUCCAACGAUUUAGUUGACAAUUUCACCUCAAUAACAUACGACCAUCCACUAUCGUACCUUGACAUCUACUUUUACAGCGAGUUGAUCAAAAAAGUAAAUCUGGAAAACGACGAAAAUCUCGAUAGCAUAAAUAACAUCUUUAGCAUCAUUAAUAAUCUAUCUAAGGAGAACAAGUCUUCUCUGAGCUCAUCCCAAAUAUUGUUCAAUGCUACAGAUACUCUACUAUUGUUAUUGGAUGACCAAUCCUCCAACAAACAUACGAAAGAUGAAUCAUUUAUUUUUUCAGCAGACAACAUCCUUAUUAGAUCCGUGUAUCCAUUCAAAACCAACGUAAGUGGAAUAUAUCUGAUUGGAAAUUCGAAUUCAUCCUUGAACGAGUUGAAACUAUCUUAUUUAUAUCGAAAUGAAACAAUACAUGACAUAAAGUUAGGUUUCCAAGAAGAAGUUGACUUGGCUGUUAGUGUACCCGAGGAAGUUAUCAAAUCAAUCGAAGAAGACGCAGUUAAUGUGGAAGACAUACAAAUAAUUUUCACCAUAUUCUAUGAAGAUUCCUUGUUCUUAAGUAAUCAACAUAAGGCUGCCAGUAAAGUUGUCAGUGUAACAAUUCCAGGAUAUGGAUCGUAUUUGGAAGAGCCAAUUCCAAUUCUGAUGAGAUCAUCAGUUAAUGGUGAGGGAAGUUGCGGAUUUUGGGAUUUAGGACAAGGUCUACAAAGGAAGAGAGGCGAGUGGUCCUCAUUCGGAGGUUCCUAUGCAGGAAAUUUCUUAAACAAUUCGGAUCUGCAUAUUUGUAACUUUUCUCAUUUAACGCACUUUGCCUUACUGAUCGUUAGUGAACCUAUACGGGUAGAAGAAGGAUUUGAAGAAGUCACAGAUUUCUUAAUAGAUAAUGACGAAACUUACUAUUAUUUGAAUAUCAUAACUAUCAUUGGGGGAGUGCUCUCUGUAAUAGGUAUUUUAGGCAUUUACCUCACUGCGAUUAUCUUCAGCCAAUGGCGGGAAAAAGAUGGUACCAAGAUCCUCUUAAAUUUAUCCACUGCUAUACUUUUGGAAAUAAUAUUCUUACAAUUCUCAGGAGCAACAAACAUUGGUAGUGAGAGUCAAUGCAAAUUAGUAGGUUGUUUACUACACUAUACACUUCUAAGCAAGUUCUGCUGGAUGCUGAUCUACGCAUUGUUACAAUAUAGGCGAUUCGUCAAGGUUUUUGGUGUAGCUCCUAAGCAUUUGAUUUUGAAAUCUAUGUUUUUCGGUUGGGGAUUUGCUAUUGUUCCUGUUGCGUUAACUCUUUUAUUCAGUCCUGAUGGUUACUCGAAAUCAACCAUUUGCUAUGUGCAUGGUUUACCUUUGUAUACUGCGGUUAUAUUUCCAGUUUCAAUUGUAAUGAUUUCUAAUUUAGUUGUGUUUUUCAUCGUUAUGUACAAUGUGACUACCAAGAAGGUGGAAUCGACUGUAGAAACCAAAUUUAGUAUUUUACAAUUAUACCUAGCUGUGCUAUUGUUUUCAGUGUUAGGAAUACCUUGGUUGUUUGCUAUUUUAGCAGAAUUUGUCAAGGAGAGUACAUUUAAAAAAGUUCUACUUUAUUUCUUCUGUAUAACCGGAACCUUGCAAGGUUUCAUUUUAUUCAUUUUUUAUGUUGUUAUCAAUGCUGAAACGAGAGAAAGGUGGAGAAAAUAUUUAUGGAAAAGAUAUUAACCUCCUGAGAAUUAAGAUUGAUGGUGAUAUUUACAAAGAAAUAAGUUUCUCUCGAAAUACCUUCAAAAAUCAUCCGACGCAUCAAACUGAAUAUUUUGAAAAGGAUAUUUAAGAGAUGGGACUGAUUUUUAUUUAUAUGAUUAGAAUCUCGAUAGAAAACUUAGUGUUCAAAAUGUUAAAUUGUGCAAGCAGUCAAGAAAAUGUGUAUGUAAAUUGAUAAUAAAAAAUGUGUAUUUAAUGAAUACAGAAUAUAUGUUUAUAUAAG
Molecule: messenger RNA, 3836 nt
Organism: Coccinella septempunctata (seven-spotted ladybird)
Lineage: Eukaryota; Metazoa; Arthropoda; Insecta; Coleoptera; Coccinellidae
Product: adhesion G-protein coupled receptor G6-like
Exons: 2
Coding region: 227-3571 (1114 amino acids)
Biological process (GO): cell surface receptor signaling pathway; G protein-coupled receptor signaling pathway
Cellular component (GO): membrane
Molecular function (GO): G protein-coupled receptor activity
Source: RefSeq, a predicted model, not a curated record